UCCGGACAAUGAAGCGCUGGUGCACCACGGUGGUGGCUGCGCGCCAGCAGCUCAUGGCGCGCGGGCUUCCGCGCCUCGAUGCAAGUGCUCUCGUGCGCUACGCGUUCGAUCCACCGAUGACUAUCGAAGGCAUGGUGUCGGCGCCGACGACGCCGCUAAGCGAAGCGCAAUGGUCGUCUGUCGAUGCAUUGGCUGCGCGUCGUCUGAAGGGCGAGCCGCUGGCCUACGUUCUCGGCACGAAGGAGUUUUGGUCCUUGCCGUUCAGGGUUACGCCGGCGACGCUCAUUCCGAGACCCGAAACGGAGCGGCUACUGGAUAUCAUGCUCCAACACCGGCAAGACAAAGGCGAAGCGUUGCGCGUACUGGACCUUGGCACCGGCAGCGGUUGUCUCUUGGUCGCAGCGUUGACCGAGUACCCGCGCGCGACGGGCCUGGGUGUCGACGUCUCGGCAGCGGCGCUGGACGUCGCGUCAUCCAAUGCUGUUGCGCUUGGCGUUGCCGCCCGAGCGCGUUUUAUGGAACACGACAUGACCACCUUGGAGUUGUACGAAGACUUCGACGUUGUGUUGUGCAACCCACCAUACAUUGCUCUCAGUGAAGUCGAUGUCAUGGAUGACCACGUGGCGGCGUACGAACCCCACUCGGCACUCUUUGCGGACAACAACGGUUUGGCCGUGUACGAGGCUCUGAUUCCGAGGCUUCCUCCCCUUGUCGCACCCGGUGGCGACGUGCUCCUUGAAGUCGGGUUUACCCAAGCCGGCACGGUAGCGUCGCUCUUUGAAGGCACGCCAGCCUGGUCCGCGCCACGCAUCGUGUUCGACCUUUGCGGCGUUGCGCGCUGCGUGGCUGUGCAGCGGCGGUGGGAUUAAGGUCCACUACAGGUCUUUCAUAAAAUGUAAAUACAUUCAAGUUCGACAACUAAGA
This is a messenger RNA of Saprolegnia diclina VS20, 924 nucleotides long. RefSeq lists its product as hypothetical. NCBI's taxonomy places the organism in Eukaryota, Oomycota, Saprolegniomycetes, Saprolegniales, Saprolegniaceae. Bases 9 to 869 code for a protein of 286 amino acids. The transcript is spliced from 4 exons. Gene Ontology annotation, molecular function: nucleic acid binding; protein-glutamine N-methyltransferase activity. The record is from RefSeq and is a predicted model, not a curated record. Gene Ontology annotation, biological process: peptidyl-glutamine methylation.